Molecule: messenger RNA, 3286 nt
Organism: Salvia hispanica
Lineage: Eukaryota; Viridiplantae; Streptophyta; Magnoliopsida; Lamiales; Lamiaceae
Product: putative late blight resistance protein homolog R1A-10
Biological process (GO): defense response to other organism
Molecular function (GO): ADP binding
Source: RefSeq, a predicted model, not a curated record
AAACUCGCAUCAUGAUUAAAUCAAUUUUCUACCAUUAUCAGUUUUUCUCCAUUCUUCUCAUAUCAGAGAAAUGACAGCUUAUGGUUCCGUGAAAUCUCUUAGGAAUACAAUUAACAAUAUUCUCUGUUGUUCUCGUUUUAGCCCUGUUGGUCGCUCUCUACGAAUCAUUGAAGGCGUGUACAACAAGUUGGAGCAUUGGGAGGAAAUUCUGGAAAGAUUGGACUCGACAAGUCCAAGCAGGAGCAGGAAGAAGGUGAAUGCUUUAGAUGGAAUAAUCAAAGACGCAAUUUGGAGAUUUGAAGACUCAUUGGAAUCUCUUCUCACUCAUCACAUUCCUUCACAGUCUGAAACUCUUCCCCAAAUUGUCUCCAUUGAUCUGGAGAGUCUGCAAAAUGAUGCAAAUCCGUUGAUCCAGAAGCUCAAUGAUACGAAGGAGGAGUACAUUUAUGAAGUCGAGAAUAUGCCUCAAGACGAACCUAUUUCCUCAUCUAUUGGUUUCCAUGGAACAAACUCAAAGAUGAUUGGAUUAUCAGACCAAUUUCAACGACUCAAAACCGAACUUCUGCAAUCACUAGGGCAUUCCGGCUGGAUGCGUGCGUACGGAAUUUAUGGAACCGCGGGAGUUGGAAAGACUGCUCUUGCUAUGAAAAUUUACGAAGAUCCGGAAAUUCAGAGCAAAUAUGGGUGUCGCGUGUGGGUCACCGUAGGCAGAGUACCUCAGCCCAUCAGUCAAAUUUCACAAGGCAUUCUUGCUCAACUGGUUGAAGAUGAAAAAUUUGGUGACCAGAAAUGUCUCGUUGUGUUGGAUGAUGUUUGGGAGAGGAAGGUAUUCGAUUGCUUGAAUUAUUCCUUAUCCUUCAUACAAAAAGAAUGCAUUCAAGUCUUGCUAACUUGUCGACAUCAAAAAUGGAUUAAUGGUAUUCCAUUUGGUGGAUGCAAUGAAGUGCGGUUUUUGAAUGAAGAAGAAAGUAUGGAACUACUAUGCGAGAAGGUGUUUGGCGAUGAGGUUUGCCCUCCUCAGCUUCACAAAGCUGCCACCAAAAUUGCCAAGCUUUGUGAAGGCCUCCCUCUCUUGAUACUCACUGUUGCUGACAUCAUAUCAAAAUCCGAACAUAAUAGAGACCCAACCUACUGGAAUGAAGUAGCAGAAAAGAGGAAUUCAGUCUUCACAGAUGCAUGUAAUCAAAUAUCAAAGGUACUUUUCCCAAGCUACGACUACUUACCUCAAAAUCUCAAAAUGCCUUUUUUGUUUAUGGGAGUUUUUCCUCAAGAUUAUAACACUCCCCUUUCCAAGAUCAUUAUUAUGCUAGCUGCUGAGGGGUUGUCGGAUGAUUGGGAAUGUUUGAGAGAGCUAGCUAUCGAGUACAGCCUUGUUUUGCGUAGCUUGAAGAGUGUGGAUAAAACUUCACAAGAGUUUUCUGUUAGAGAGUAUAAAACUUGUCGACUUCAUUCUUCGUGGCAGCAUGUAUGCAGAGGAGAAGCUAGUAAGAAUAAGUUUUACCAUGUCUUACAUAAGUUGAUUGAUGCCUUAGGAGAAGGUCUAAAAGGUCAGCGUGGCCUUUGUCUCGAAAAUAACAUUUUAUUUGGCAUCGAAGAGUUUCGCAACUCAGUUAGAUCCAACUGUGCAUCCUCUACACGCUCUCUCUUUUUCUAUGGUCCUUACCACCAAUAUCCAAUUCCUAUAGAUGUCGGUUUCAGAUUACUAAGGGAAAUAGAUGCUCUUACACAACGUUUCUACACUUUUCCAAUAGAAAUUUUGUCACUAGUCCAAUUAAAGUAUCUUGCUCUAACUUGCAACGGAGAAAUCCCUCCAACUAUAUCCAAACUUUUCAACCUCCGAGCCUUGAUUAUCCAUCCACAUUUGAAUAUUAGACGUUGUGAAGCUCCAUCAUAUGUACCAAUACAAAUAUGGGAUAUGCGAGAGUUAGAGCAUCUUGAGAUAUUGGGAAAGAGUCUUGUAGCUCCAUCACAUGUUGCUUCUUUGAAAAAGCUCAAAACACUUGUAGGUGUGAAUGCCAACAUUCGUACCAUCAUGGUACUCUCCAGAAGAAUUCCUAACAUAGAGAAAUUAGGGAUACAGAUUGACCUGAGGCCGUUUGAUGACUCCAAUGACCUUUUAAGUUGCUUUGGUUGCAUUUCUACAUUUAUAAGUUCCUUAAACAUACUCAAAUUCAGUACCACAAAUCCUGUGAUCAAGAAUGGUCAAAUUUUCCCCGUGACUCCGGGGUCGUUGAAGUUGCCACAUCAUUUGAGUAAGUUGCAUUUGAGUGGCUUGGGCCUUCCCUGGGAAUACAUGGAUGUCACUGGCUCAAUGCCGACACUUAAUGUCCUCAAAUUGCGUUCCUACGCCUUUCGGGGUUCAUGUUGGGAAACAGAAAGGAAAAGUUUUUUGGGGCUUGAGUAUCUUCUAAUUGAAGAUAGUGAUUUGGUGCAAUGGAAACCAGGAUCGGGAAGCUUCCCUAGCCUUACGUACCUAAGCAUGAAACAUUGCUACAAGCUGAAAGAGAUUCAGGGGCCUGCUUCUUUAUGCCAAGAUGGAUCUAACAGCAUACUGUUUGAAUUGGAGGAUUGUAAUCCUUUAGCUCUGACUUGUGCCACCCAAUUACAACUAGGUGCUUAUGUUACGCUUCGUGUCAUUGCCUCUUCUUCAUUUUACGAGAAACCGACAACCAUCAAAUUUGAAAGGCAUGGAGACGUCGACAUAUCUAAGAUACAGAGGAAUUACAGCAGUCCCUACUUUCACUGGUUGGAAGAUACUGAUGAUGAAGAUAUGAGCGAUCACGAGGAUGAAAAGGGGUUGGAAGAUACUGAUGAUGAAGAUAUGAGUGAUGACGAGGAUGAAAAGGAAGAGAGGAUUACUAUGAAGAAAUUGCGAAUCAAGGAGAGAAUGAUGAAGGCGAGGGCGUUGAUGGGGAUGCGGAUGAGGAGGAUGAGGAGGCGAAUGGUGGCAAUUAUGUGUAUGAUCAUGAGAAAACAGAGGCGAGUGCAAUCGUCAAGGAGCAUAGGAGUGUUGAAGAAGAUGGUAGGCGUAUGCCAAUGUCGAAGAGUAUGUGAGUGAAAUAAGUUAGUGGAAUGUGGGGUCUACUUAUUAUUUAUAGUAAAAAUGAAAGUGGACAACUAAUGGAGUACGGACGAAAAUGGCAAAAAUGGACAAUUAAUUAGGGACGGAGGAGCAUGUAUUAAGUAUUUUGCGGCGAAAUGAUGUUGUUUUGAUCUAUUUAGACAUUUCAACAUGUUAUCUCGGACGACAUCUUUUAGAAAAUUUUGCAUGCUGCCUUUGAUACAA